Musa acuminata AAA Group (dessert banana) is the source of this 2155-nucleotide messenger RNA. RefSeq names its product primary amine oxidase 1-like. Gene Ontology annotation, molecular function: quinone binding; copper ion binding; primary methylamine oxidase activity. The transcript is spliced from 5 exons. Gene Ontology annotation, biological process: amine metabolic process. The coding region runs from base 10 to 2019 and encodes 669 amino acids. NCBI's taxonomy places the organism in Eukaryota, Viridiplantae, Streptophyta, Magnoliopsida, Zingiberales, Musaceae. The record is from RefSeq and is a predicted model, not a curated record.
AUCACCCACAUGUCUCCCUUCUUCUUCCUCCUCCUCUCGUUCGAGCUGGCCUGCAGCUACCGCCAUCCCCACGACCCCCUCACCCCUUCCGAGAUCUCCAUUGUCAGCAGCGUUAUCAAGACCUCCCAUUUUGGCUCGUCCAAAUCGCUUUCCUUCCACUAUGUCGGCCUGGACGAGCCCGACAAGCCCGACCUGCUUGAGUGGUCGUUGUGCCACCGCCGAAGCAAGGAGAAGGCACUGCCGCCACGGCGAGCGUUCGUGAUCGCCCGGUCCGAGGGGAAGACCCACGAGAUAUACGUGGACAUUGCCAGUCGCUCCGUCGUCUCCGACGAGGUCUACGAGGGAUUCGGGUACCCCAUGCUCACCUUCGAGGAGGAAGAGGCGGCCUCCGCCCUGCCCUUCAGCUACCCGCCGUUCGUGGCGUCGGUCGCGAAAAGGGGACUGGCGCUGGAGGACGUGCUGUGCACGCCCUUGUCGGUGGGGUGGUUCGGGGAAGCGGAGCAGGGGAGGCGGCGGGUGAAGAUAGCGUGCUACCUCACGGGGGACACGGUCAACUUCUACGCGCGGCCAUUGGAGGGGGUGACGGUGGUGGUGGACUUGGACGCCCUGGCGAUCGUGGAGUACGAGGACCGGGUGGUGGUGCCGGUGCCGGAGUCGGCAGGGACGGACUACCGAGCCGCAAAUCAGAGGCCGCCGUUCGGGCCGCAGACGAAGCCCGGCGCCGUCGUCCAGCCGGAAGGGAAGGGGUUCGAAGUAGAUGGCCACAUGAUCAGGUGGGCAAACUGGGAAUUCCACUUGGGCUUCGACGUCCGAGCCGGGACAGUCAUCUCCGUGGCUUCCGUGAAGGACUCCGAGGUGGGAACGCCGCGGCGAGUGCUCCACAGGGGCUUCGUGUCCGAGCUCUUCAUACCGUACAUGGAUCCGUCGGAGGAGUGGUACUACAAGACCUUCUUCGACGCCGGCGAGAACGGCUUCGGGCUCUCGGCGGUCCCUCUGGAGCCCAACGCCGACUGCCCGGCCAACGCCGCGUUCAUGGACGCCCACUUCGCCGGCCGAGACGGGGCGCCGGUCCGGAUCCCGAACGCCCUCUGCGUCUUCGAGCGCUACGCGGGCGACGCCUCGUGGCGGCACACCGAGUUCGGGUUUCCCGGCCAAGUGAUAACGGAGGUGAGGCCGGACGUGAGCUUGGUGGUGCGAAUGGUGUCCGCGGUCGGCAACUACGACUACGUGAUAGACUGGGAAUUCAAGACCAGCGGCUCCAUCAAAAUAGGGGUGUCACUGACAGGAAUCCUGGAAGUCAAAGGCACGCGCUACACCCACGCAGACCAAAUCGCCGGCGACGAGCACGGCACGCUGCUGGCUAGAAACACCAUCGGCGUCUACCACGAUCAUUUCGUCACCUUCCACCUGGACCUCGACGUCGAUGGACCCGCCAACUCCUUCGUCAGGUCCAAGCUUAAGACCGUGAGGGUGACCGAUGGCAGCUCGCGGAGGAGGAGCUACUGGACGGUGGCGAAGGAGACGGCCAAGACAGAGGCCGACGCCCGAGUGGAGCUCGGCGACGAGCCGGGCGAGCUGCUGGUGGUGAACCCGAGCAAGAGGACGAGGAUGGGGAACCUCGUCGGGUACCGGGUGAUCAGCCACGGCGCGACGGCGGCCUCUCUGCUCUCCGACGAUGACUACCCUCAGAUCCGGGCGAGCUACAGCAAGAAUCAGGUGUGGGUGACGGCUUACAACAAGUCGGAGAAGUGGGCGGCGGGGCUUUACACGGACGAGAGCAGGGGAGACGACAACUUGGCUGCAUGGAGUCGGAGGAAUGCAGGGAUCGAAGACACAGACAUCGUGCUGUGGUACACUGCGGGCUUCCAUCACGUUCCCUGUCAAGAAGACUUCCCGUUGAUGCCACUGUUGAGCGGUGGCUUCGAGCUUCGUCCAGCCAACUUCUUCGAGAGCAAUCCAUUGAUCAAGACUCGGCCUAAUGGGCCGGUGCAUCUGCCCAAUUGUUCCAGGAAUCCCUAGAAGGAUGAAGAGUGUCACGUACGAGCUGUCUCAAAAAUUAAGAUUUCAUCUGAUACAGUGAACCGAAGGCUGUAAUUGAUCCUUUUGGGUCUAAUUUUGUGCCAUGAAAGUUCUUCUUCUUCUCCGUUAAGAUGGA